Molecule: messenger RNA, 774 nt
Organism: Corylus avellana
Lineage: Eukaryota; Viridiplantae; Streptophyta; Magnoliopsida; Fagales; Betulaceae
Source: RefSeq, a predicted model, not a curated record
CAGGAGAGGAGAGAGAGAGAGCCAGAACUUACAAAACCUGACACGUAGAUCAGCAUCCCCCGGUUGGCCUAGGACCACAAGUAUUCUGCCACUCCCAAGUGAAAAGAUAAGGGGAAAAAUAUCAAGUAAACAACACUUUUUGGCUACCCCCUCCUCUUUGAUUGUAAAGCAGCAGAAUGCAAGCUUAUUAUACGCCAAGUCCAGCAAUACUUCAUAGAAGCUCAACAUAUAUUGGAGUGAUCAACAAGGUUUGUAGUACAAGUAGCAAUAUCAUCUACAAGAAGAGCCCUGGCCUCCGACUUCUCGGGAGGUGUAGCCUGGCGCUGACUGGGUUGCUUGCCGCUGCUGCAGUGAUAACUUCUGCAGGAGCAGGAGCAGUUGAAGCACCCCCGGAAGCAGAGACUCUCGAGAAUAUACCGCAGACACUCUCAGGAGAGUGUGCUUCGCCCAAGGAUUGCAAGAGAGCGAGGAUACAGAGACCCAAGUCCAGGAAAGCCGAGUCUUGCACUAUCAAGUGUGUCACCACUUGCAUCCGGGGUGGCGAUGGCUCUCCAGGUGAAGGUCCUCUUAAUGUCAGAAGGCCUCUAGUUGUUUUCAAGCAAGGGUUUCGAAGCCGUCAAUACUGUUUGGUCGAAUGUUCAGAUAUUUGUAAUUUGAUUGGAGAUGGUGAUGAUGGACCUUAAGUAGUUGUAUAUGAAAUUUUAGCAGAGCACCAGUAGAAUCUUGAUGCCAUUUUUCCUUGUUAGAUAAAAGUCUUGUUGAUAGCUUCUUUUC